ACGGAAGGUGAAAUCUCCAACAGCGGAGCGAUGGCGGCAGUUCGCACAAAAGCUCAUUAUGGAGUCGGAUGACGGAGGUCGGCGUAGUUUCGUGUCGUAGCUACCUAAAAAUUGUUGAAAAUUACUACAGAAUAGUUUCUUAAUUUAAUAGUGAGUAGGGCGUGACGUCCCUUACGAAGCUCGAUAGAAACUACCGUAAAAGCGAAAAAAAAAACUGCAAUAAAUACGUUCUAAAUAGGCUGACCUUGAAAACAAACAUGACGAUAUCUUGGCUCGCUUCUAUAUUCCUUUUGAUUGGAAGUAGUGAAUGCUCAGAUAUUUCCCGCCAUGACGUUGAUUUGCCCCACCUUUCGGGGCCGGACGUGGCGGACAUCGUGAGGCAACUCGGUGGACUUAAUUUCAGCCUUAACAGUAAACCCAUAACCAAUGGAGAACCCAAGUGCAAACCAGGACUUGAGUACGAGAGCAAAAGCGGAUACUGUGUCGAUGUCAACGAGUGUGAGCGUGGCACUCACAACUGUAGCCAUGUGGCGCUAUGCGUAAACCAUGCAGGAUCUUUCGAGUGUGUCAAGUUGGCACGAAAAUCUGUUUCAUGUCUUCCUGGAUAUCGUUUUAAUUGGCAUCUUGGUGAAUGCCUUGAAAUUGACGAGUGUGUGAAAAAGCCGUGUGCUCGCAGUCAAACUUGUGUUAACGAGCAGAAUGGGUUUAGAUGCCUCAACUCAUCCGAACGGAGUUGCCCCCAGGGAUACAGCUACCAGAACCGGAAAGGCUGUGUUGACAUCAAUGAGUGUCAGGGUCUGGGCGCCCAUUUGUGUGACGGACGGAAAGAACUUUGCAAAAAUCUUCAUGGCUCGUACAUGUGUGUACCCCCAUGCCAGAAAGGCUUCAGAAUGAUACCCAAUAUUUGGGACUGCGCAGAUAUUGAUGAAUGCAUGGAAGAAACGGAUUCGUGUGCUCAUAACGAGGAGUGUAUUAACACCUUGGGAGGAUACAACUGUGAAAUGCCUUUAAACACUGGAUCACCUUCCCCCUCCUUAACACUAGAAGUGAAGUAGCGGCAGAGAUAUUAGCCUGCUUUGCCUCGUCCUCAUUAGAAGCCUGGAUCAUUCAACUUAUCAGACAAUUAGUAACAUAAAACCCAAAAUGCUGUGAUCCUAAACAAUCUUAGAUUUGAUUGUUUCAUUUCGUCACAGUCGUUUUCCAUUAACCCAAUUAUUUCUUUGAAAAAUUUAUA
Messenger RNA from Varroa destructor (honeybee mite), 1234 nucleotides. RefSeq names its product fibulin-7-like. Gene Ontology annotation, molecular function: calcium ion binding. NCBI's taxonomy places the organism in Eukaryota, Metazoa, Arthropoda, Arachnida, Mesostigmata, Varroidae. The record is from RefSeq and is a predicted model, not a curated record.